AUGCAUCAAAAGGUAAACGUCCAAGAAAAAUCCGAGUGGCUCGACCUUCAGCGACGCAGAUGGAUCCCGUCCCAAGCCAAAGAACACGUAGAGCACGAACCACGAAACGGUCUUCUGAUGUGCCCCACCCAUCAUAAGGCGUUCGAUGCAUAUGAGUUUUUCAUACGCUAUAUGCCUGAAGCGAGAAAGUUUGUCUUCUUUAACUACACCGGACGUUACGGCGAGGCCCCAUUUCACGGAAAAGCCAUCGCGCUCGACAUCGGUCAUCGUCAUGCGCCUUUUCCCGCGCUUUUCAUCCAUGAGCUGCGCGUUCGGGCGCACAAUCCGUUUCACUUUACCUUUCAAUCGCCCGACGAAAUCCAAUGGCAGGAUUGGAUCACAUCGUUGGGUAUAUUGAACGCUGACUCGACGCACGGCUUUUUCGACUCUAACUCCCCCUCACCUGCGCCCGCGACGAGCUCUACGCCGCCACAACAGCCACAGAUGCAGCAGGGCGAUACUUCAGUUUUAUCUGACGGACCCGUCUUGGGUCUCGACAGUGCCACGAUCUACAAAAUCCUUGCCGCGACGCGUGAAAGUGCUUCGUGGAAGGCUUGCGUGAUGGAGGGGACCAGCUGGGACGGGACGGCGGAUGAGAAUAGGGAGAAGUAUCAGGCUUUGUUCGGCGUUGGUGCGGAGGAUGUGUGA
This is a messenger RNA of Stereum hirsutum FP-91666 SS1, 687 nucleotides long. RefSeq lists its product as uncharacterized. The record is from RefSeq and is a predicted model, not a curated record. NCBI's taxonomy places the organism in Eukaryota, Fungi, Basidiomycota, Agaricomycetes, Russulales, Stereaceae. Bases 1 to 687 code for a protein of 228 amino acids. The transcript is spliced from 3 exons.